GAGCCCUCUACAGGGACGUCAUGCAGGAGAACUACGAGACGGUGACCUCGCUGGGAUUUCCCAUUCCCAAACCUGAGCUGAUCGCCCAGCUGGAACAAGGGGAAGAGCCGUGGGUGCCCGAUCUCCAGGCCUGUGAAGAAAGAGAGAGCCCAAGAGACACCCACACAGCAGGUGAUAAGAGAGUGAGUGAGAAUGAAGAGGAGAAUCAUGGUGCAGAUGUUCCUGGUGAAGUGGAACCACAGGAGACCUUUAUGGGAAGAGCUGAAGGGAAUUUUUCCCAGUGCUGGGAACAGGGAGAAGCUUGUGAAAAUUGGCACAGGUCAGAGAGGCUUGUGGGAAACCACCCAGGGAAGAAAGCGGAUGAAUAUAUUAUCUGUGGGAGAGGAGACAAGGAUCCCAUAGUGCAGCAGACAAAUCCAAAGCAAGAGACACCCUGGCACUGCCUGCAGUGUGGGAAAAGAUUCAUUCUGAGCUCACAGCUUGUAACACAUCAGACAAUCCAUACUGGAGAGAAACCCCUUCAAUGCUUGGAUCGUGGAGAAAGCUUCAGUAACUGCUUAGACCUUAAUAACCAUGGGAGACGCCACACAGAAGAGAAACCCGCUCAAUGCCUCGAGUGCAGGAAAUGUUUCAUUUGGAAGUCAGAAAUAAUUACACAUCAUAUAAGCCACACAGGAGAUAAGUGCAUGGACUGUGGAGAAAGUUUCAUACAGAGUUCAGACCUUGAUAAACAUCAGAGAAUCCACACAGGAGACAGACCUCACAAGUGCGUGGACUGUGGGAAAAGUUUCAGGUGGAGGUCAGCCCUUUUUAAACACCAGGCAUUGCACACAGGAGAGAGACCCCAUAAGUGCUUAGACUGUGGGAAAAGUUUCAUACGGAGGUCAGACCUUGUUAAACAUCAGAGAAUCCACACAGGAGAGAGACUUCACAAAUGCGUGGACUGUGGGAAAAGUUUCAUACAGAGAUCAGACCUUGAUAAACAUCAGAGAAUCCACACAGGAGAGAGACCUCACAAGUGUGUGGACUGUGGAAAAACUUUUAUACAGAAGUCAGCCCUUGUUAAACAUCAGAGAAUUCACACAGGAGAGAGACCCCAUAAGUGCUUGGACUGUGGGAAAACGUUCAGAAUCACAUCGGCCCUUGUUUUACAUCAGAAAAUCCACACUGGAGAAAGCCCCCAUAAGUGCUUAGACUGUGGAAAAAUUUUCAUAUGGCGAUCAGACCUUGUUAAACAUCAGAGAAUCCACACAGAAGAGAGACCUCACAAAUGUGUGGACUGUGGAAAAAGUUUCAAACAAAGGUCAGACCUUGCUAAACAUCAGAGAAUCCACACAGGAGAGAGACCUCACAAGUGUGUGGACUGUGGAAAAACUUUUAUACAGAAGUCAGCCCUUGUUAAACAUCAGAAAGUCCACACGAGAGGGAGACCCUAUAAGUGUUUGGACUGUGGGGAAAGUUUCAGAAUCCCAUCAUCCCUUGUUUUACAUCAGAGAAUCCACACAGGAGAAAGCCCCCAUAAGUGCUUAGACUGUGGGAAAAAUUUUGUACGGCGGUCAGAUCUUAUUAAACAUCAGGCAAUCCACACAGGAGAGAGACCCUACAAAUGCGCAGAUUGUGGGAAAAAUUUUGUACGGACGUCAGACCUAAUUAAACAUCAGGCAAUCCACAGAGGAGAGAGACCCCAUAAGUGUUUGGAAUGUGGAAAAUGUUUCACACACAAAUCACAUCUUAUAGCACAUCAGAGGAUCCACACAGGAGAGAGACCCCAUAAGUGCUUGGACUGUGGGAAAACUUACACACAGAGAUCACACCUCACUAAACAUGGGAGAAUCCACACUGGAGAGAGACCCUAUAAGUGCUUGGACUGUGGGAAAAGUUACACACAGAAAUCACACCUCACUAAACAUGCGACAAUCCACACAGGAUCUAAACUUCUGUGACCCAUGGCCAGAAAGGGCUAAGAAACUUGCAGGCUAAUUGACCCAGAUUCAACCUUUAGACACAUCUUAGAAAUGUGUGUAAAUGGAAAUUAGCGCCAUUCCAUAUUAGAUAAGCUAGAGCUUUUAAAUGCAAACUUUUAUGGUUAAAGAACUGGAAGAAGCUAGUAAUUGUCAUAGUCCAGGUGUAGGCAACCUAUGGCACAGGUGCCGAAGGCGGCCCGCGAGCUGAUUUUCAGUGGCACUCACACUGCCCAGGUCCUGGCCACCA
Messenger RNA from Mauremys reevesii (Reeves's turtle), 2211 nucleotides. RefSeq names its product zinc finger protein OZF-like. The record is from RefSeq and is a predicted model, not a curated record. The transcript has 3 exons. Lineage: Eukaryota; Metazoa; Chordata; Testudines; Geoemydidae. The coding region runs from base 21 to 1943 and encodes 640 amino acids. Gene Ontology annotation, biological process: negative regulation of transcription by RNA polymerase II; regulation of immune system process; regulation of cytokine production. Gene Ontology annotation, molecular function: DNA-binding transcription factor activity, RNA polymerase II-specific; RNA polymerase II cis-regulatory region sequence-specific DNA binding.